CGCCAUCUUGUGGUGAAAUAGUAUACCCAGGAUCCCGGAAGUGAAUCGUUUGUUUAGGACCGUAUCAAAAACCAUUACUUAGUUACGUGUAAUGUCAUCACUUUGUACGUCGUGUAACUGAUAUGGGAACGCUGUCAAAUGGCAUGGUGCUGAGAAAUAGAAAAAAAAGAGAGUUGAAAACGCCCCAGGAUCUCAGGUUUGACUUCAAGUGGGUGCAGUUAAUCACACCAUGUUGGUGACAGUACAUUUUGCCAUUAUUUCCCUGCUUGCCCUGUGUGCUGGCCUCGAGCUCACAGCACGCCGCCUCACCCCACCUCAGUCUACCCCUACUGCCGUAGCCAACCCAGUUUUCCGUCACUUUCAGACUAUAUUUCUCCGGGCAUACCUUUUGGCUUUGUGGGCAGACUGGCUCCAGGGUCCUUACCUCUACAAACUGUACCGCCACUACAGUUUCCUGGAAUCCCAAAUAGCCAUCUUAUAUGUGUGUGGCCUGGCCUCCUGUGUUCUGUUUGCUCCUUUUUCAGGCUGGCUCCCGCAAAUUUUGGGCCGCAGACAGACAUGUCUUGUCUUCUGCCUGUCCUACUCUGCUUGUUGUCUCACCAAGCUGUCCACAGACUACUUUGUUUUGAUUGUGGGUCGGAUAUUGGGGGGUCUGUCCACAUCCCUGCUUACCACCACAUUUGAAUCCUGGUACGUGCACCGCCAUGUAGACGUUCACGAUUUCCCCAAGGAGUGGAUCCCUAGUACCUUCACCAAAGCUGCUACCUGGAAUCAUGGGCUCGCUGUCGGAGCAGGGCUGGUGGCUAACUUGCUGACUGAAUGGCUCCACCUCGGCCCGGUGGCUCCUUUUCUCCUGGCUGUUCCCUGCUUGAUGUGCUGUGGCUGGGUGGUGCUAACAGACUGGGGCAAGGAAGAGGCCGAAGAAUCCUCUGAAGGAGACAAACAAAAACUGCUUUUUGGCACUCCUAAUGGAGGUGGGACCCGUUUGUCUGCGAGGGCCCGUUUCUCACGUAGCUGCCAUGAAGCCUUGCGCUGCCUGCUGUCAGACAGGAGAGUCAUGCUCUUAGGUGGAGUGCAGGCUUUGUUUGAAAGUGUCCUAUAUAUUUUUGUUUUCCUUUGGACCCCAGUACUGGACCCUCAUGGGCCUCCGUUGGGAAUAGUGUUCUCUUGCCUGAUGGCUUCUAGCAUGGCUGGUUCCUUGCUCUUCCGCUUAGCCACCUCCACACGCUACCGUCUACAGCCUGGCCAUGUUCUCUGCCUGGCUGUGCUGAUGGCCUUCUUCUCCUUCUUCAUGCUGACCUUCUCCACUGUCCCAGGCCAACCUAGACCUCAUGAGUCAUUUCUGGCCUUCCUGUUGCUGGAGCUCGCCUGUGGGCUCUACUUCCCUGCAGUCAGCUUUCUCCAGAGCAGGGUGAUCCCAGAGGAGAAACGGGCCGGUGUGCUGGCUUGGUUCCGGCUGCCUCUGCACCUGCUGGCCUGCCUUGGGCUGCUUGCCCUUCAUGGAGAAAUAUCAGGAACAGGUGGAGGGGAGGAGGGCAGCGGAACCAGACACAUGUUUGGAGGCUGUGCCGUCAUGAUGCUGGCAGCUUUGAUGGCUGUAGUCAGUCUGUUCGCGCUGGGCAGAAACGACACAGACCUGAGACUGGAAGGAACCAGAGGUGAGGGGGAGAUGUAAUGAUGAGAUGGACCAUGAACACAGGGGUUUUCCUGGCUCAGAACGGGCCGUUGGUGGGGAGACUAAGCUUGGCUGUAAGCAUAUUCGGUCGGCGUACAGUAGGGGUGUCAAACUCAACUUCACUACGGGCCACACUGGAAACCGAGGAUAACAUCAAAGGCCAGCCAUGUAAAGUCUAUUGCCCUGCUUUAAUUUCAUCAAAAAGUCCAAGAUAUUUGACUUUGAGAAUUUGUUCUCUCCUUUUUAAACUUUUUUUUGGCUUUCUCUGAUGUUUUUGUUGCUUUUGUUAACCUAAAGCCCUACACAAGUCAGCAAAAUGUUCCAAUACAACAACAAUACACUGAGACAAUUAUUUUUUAAAUAAUAAUAGACAGGAAUGACGGAAGGGAGGGAGGGAGACUAAACAACACACGCAGGAACAGACACACACAAAACACAUACAUGAACAAACACGCAGACAGACACCAGACAAGGGACCAAACACCUGUGAGGUGAGUCAGCGAUGUUUGUGUCCAGAGUCUUCCCUGGGAAGAAAUGUAUAUUAUGCUUUUGAGUAAAAAAAGGACCCCAAUGAACUAAUUGGUUAAGAUAAAUAGUAAUCAUAUUUUAUUUUAUUUAUAGUAUCAAAUCAUAACUAGAGGUAUCUCAAGACAAUUUACUGAUAGAAUAGGACUAGACCAACCUAUAAAUGAUAAAGACCCAACAAUUCUAGUAAUUUCCACAAGAUUUCCCCCAUUUAAUGUAAGGAAAAACUCUAUUUUAGGCAGAAACCUCGAGUGGUGAGAAAAUAUCCUUUUAGCGCUCAUAUUCAAGUUUAUGUUCUGCUUGUUCAACAGUUGUUUGGUAAAUUAUUCUUCACAAUCAAAGAGGAUUUGAAUUGUUUUUAUUCUCAAUUCUUAUCAUGUUGAUGCUGGUGAUUUCUUUUGGGGGGCUGGCUAAUAUCUCCUGGGGGGGGGGGCGCCAAAUAUGCAGGAAAAACCUUGCAUAUACAUUUAUGCUUGACUGUUUUCAAAUGUACCGGCCCAGUUUUGUGAGACUAAAAGUAGGGAUGCGUUGCACCUAAAUAGUCAAAAGUCUGUUUUUGGCCAAAUUCAUAUGUGAAGGAAAUCAGCGUCCAGAUGUGGUGUUUUGGUUUAUUUAAAUGUUGCCUCGUUACUUCUUUGUUAUGUUUUUUGGGAGAGAUUUUAACAAAUCUUGUCUGGGUAAGGAUGCUUUGGAAACAUUGCCAUAUCAACCUACAUUUAUCAAGUAAACUGCUGAGAUGUCCAAUACUUGUGUUCCAUUCCAUAAACUAUUCCAGAUAACACAUUACUGCCUCACUAAGUCCACCAGGGAGACAAGGUGAUGGGAUUGACAGGAUAAUCUCACCUGUCUGUAUCCUUAUGAGGAUCUGUGAGUAGUUUGAUCAUAUGUUUCAUCACAACGUUUAAAUCAGAGUUUAAAGAGAGCUUAAUCAAUAUCCAAAGAGAUAAGGUCAUGACUAGCAUGUAGACCCGUAUCUGAAUGGCGAUUCUUACAAUGCUUCGGUUUGUUGUUGUUUUUUCUGCAUCUGUGUAUUUUUAUGGAAAAGAGAAAUCUACAGUUGGUCAUUUUUACAUUAAAUGCUUUUCUGCACCAUCUACAAGAUAUCUUCUCUGUAUUGUCUUUGUUGCUCUUUACACCGUUAAAUAAAGCUGUACAUAUUGUA
Etheostoma cragini (Arkansas darter) is the source of this 3362-nucleotide messenger RNA. RefSeq names its product major facilitator superfamily domain containing 5 (gene slc61a1). Gene Ontology annotation, biological process: molybdate ion transport. Gene Ontology annotation, cellular component: membrane. The record is from RefSeq and is a predicted model, not a curated record. Bases 230 to 1675 code for a protein of 481 amino acids. NCBI's taxonomy places the organism in Eukaryota, Metazoa, Chordata, Actinopteri, Perciformes, Percidae. The transcript has 2 exons. Gene Ontology annotation, molecular function: molybdate ion transmembrane transporter activity.